AGGCUCCUUCUCGUCGACGAUGGGCGGUAGGCAUACCUGCUCGUCAGACAAGUUAGGAACCUCUUCGAAGUUAUCGAGAAUAAAGGACCCUACCGGCCGCCGUCGACGGGAAGGAGUCUGAGGCCUCAAGUCGGUAAGGUUCGGUAGCCCCCAGCAUUGUUCCGUUGGCCGAUUCUGAACGAGACUGUAAAAUGAAUUCUUCGAGAACGAGGAACGCUAACCAUUCGGCCUCCUUCGCCUUGGCACGCUGACUGAGACCACUGAUACGAUGCGUCGUGUCGCGUCGAACGAUUUGUGAAACCCGUAUAUAUUCACUGAUCUUCAGCCGAUCGAGUUCCAUGCCUCUUCGAAAACUCUGCCUUACCUUCCACGAUCAUGGGAAAAGCCCUAGAUAGCUCGGGACUGUGCACUCCAUCUGAACCUAUUCCUGUUUCAGAUAAACAGCAGGGGUACGAUGUCGAUUUGACUGUCCAGCCUCCAAGCGCAUUCAAAGCCAUUGCUUUGACAUCCGUGUGCACUUUAUCAAUGUUGAUAGUGUCUGUCACUACAUCGUCUUCCCAGAUUUCUCUUCCGGUUGUAGGAGCAGAGCUCGGCAUUCGUGAGGACCAACUGCAAUGGAUUCUCUCUGCAUAUGCCUUGAGUUCGGGAUGUCUGCUAAUUCCGUUUGGACGUCUUGCGGAUCUUUAUGGUAGACGUAUGAUCUUCCUCGUUGGUUGCGUAUUUCAGGGCGCGUUUGCAUUGGGUUGUGGUUUUGCAAAUGACCUCGUGACAAUCAGCGUUCUACGAGGCUUCCAAGGUCUUGGUGCUGCCGCCACGAUACCUGCUUCCCUUGGCAUUCUAGCUCAUGCUUUCCCUCCCGGAAAUGCGCGAUCCCUCGCUUUCGCUACGUUCUCUGCCGGUCAACCUCUCGGAGCCGGGUUGGGUUUCGCUAUUGGUGGUCUCCUCACUGAGUUCGCCCGUGCGACAUGGCGUUCCAUGUACUUCGUCGUCGCCGGACUAUCAGUGAUCUGCAUCGUCGGCGCCGUCCUUUUGGUCGAGCGUGAUCAUCCCUCUACCGAGCAAGAUAAGCGGGUGGACUGGUUGGGAGUUGUUCUCGUCACCGUCGGAUUGACACUUGUUGUCUUCGUGCUCAGCGAUGGUGAAAUUGCCCCGAGACAGUGGUCGACAUCUUAUAUCAUAGCCCUUCUGGUUGUGGGCGUAAUCUUGACCGUUGCAUUCUUCGUCUGGCAAUGGUACCUUGAACGCCCUAGCGUGCGACAGAGGCAUUCCAGAUGGACUCCACCGCCGCUUAUGAAAAUUUCUCUGUGGUGUCGAGGGAAUGGCAGAUUUGCUGCCAUGCAAUGCAUUGUCUUCUUCCUCAUGUGUGCUUUCCAGAGUUGGACGAUGUGGGCUGUGUUGUACUAUGAGAGCUACCAGCACUACUCGCCCGUUCUGGCUAUGAUCCGUAUGCUUCCUAUGAUUCCAGCUGGAAUUUUGUGCAACGUUUUUAUCGGCCUGUUGGUAGGGAAGAUCCCUGGCGUCAUCAUCAUUGCUAUUGGUUGCUUGUGUACCGGUAUCGCAGGGUUGCUCUUCGCUGUCAUUAAUCCAGCUGCAACGUACUGGGCAUUUGGCUUCCCCGCAGCUGUCCUCACCGUUAUCGGCGCUGAUUUCGUCUUCGCCGGAGGUAGUCUAUUCAUAGCCAAGCUCGCUUUCCCGCAUGAGCAGAGUCUCGCUGGAGGCCUGUUUCAAACCAUGGCUCAGCUCGGCACUGCGUUCGGGUUGUCGAUCACAACAAUUGUCUUUGACCGUGUCAGGGCUCGGGAGUCCCUGAUUUACGGUGUUGUUAUCGACAGUGAGGGGUCCAAUGCUCCUCGCGAAGCACAAUUACAUGCGUAUCAAGCGGCUCAAUGGACAGUCUUAGGGUUUGGUGCCUUAGCGAGUCUCAUUGCUGUCGUAUUCUUGAGAGGGGUUGGCGUCGUUGGAGGGCCUCAUAAGCCAAAUCCAUCCGAAGAUGAUAAGAGCGAGAAUGAGAAGACCAUGACGACAGCUGUAGAAGUAUGAUAAGCUGAGUUCCCUUUUUUUAGGCACAAGUUGCCAGUAAUGGGUCUUAGAAGUUUGACUUCACAACGAUUUUCACGACUUUGCAUCAUCAUGCUAGACUCGUACACUUUCAUAUAGACGACUUUAACUAGAUAUCAUAUUACUUGAGUGUUUAUGAACCCUUUC
Messenger RNA from Somion occarium, 2205 nucleotides. The record is from the annotation of a GenBank genome assembly. Lineage: Eukaryota; Fungi; Basidiomycota; Agaricomycetes; Polyporales; Cerrenaceae.